AUGGAUCAUGUGCUGAAGAUUGCAGACAGUUACGUCUUCACUCCCUAUGUUUACCCCUCUUCAUGGCCCGAGGAUGGGACUCUGCGUCAGUUAAUCAGUCUAUGGGUGGUGACCAACCUGGGGGGUCAGUUGAUUUACCUGGGCUUUGGCCUUCUCAGCUUCUACUAUGUGUUUGAUCAUAGGCUUAUGAAACAUCCACUCUUCAUCAAGGUAAGAUGUUUGAUGGACCACAACCUAUUUGUCUCUGUUGCCGUUGGUGGACAGUAGACCUACACCUUCAUCUGAAUCCUGGCUUUGUAUCUCUCAUCUGACAGAACCAGGUGGGGAAAGAGAUUAGACUGGGGGCCAACUCUAUCUUCUGGAUGAGCUUCCCCACAGUGGCCCUUUUCUUCUGGGAGAUCAGAGGUUACAGCAAACUUUAUGACAACAUCAGUGAAUCCUCUAUGGGUAAGACCAGGAUUUCAGCAUUGGCAGCCCAUGAAUAUUAACUUAACUCAGUGAGAAACAACUGCAUUGGAAGAUUUAUAAUGACUGACCCAAAUGAGAACCUCAAGCUCACUGUUGCUCUCUGUUUCAGGCUGGCAGGAGAUGAUCCUGAGUAUUGCAGGUUUCUUGUUCUUCACUGACAUGUGUAUUUACUGGAUACACCGAACCAUGCACCAUAAGAAUAUCUACAAGGUAAACGUUAGCUGGAAAUGUUUGUCAAAUAUUUUCCUGUUAAGUUUAGAGUCAACAUAGAAAUAAUUGUAUGUUGACUGUUGGACAAACACAGAUGGGGAGGAUGCAUACAUGACUCUGUUAAGUUACAUCUUUCUGUAAAAGCUUCAUGAGGGGAUUUGUGUUAAGUAACAGUUGAAUGUGCUGUGUUACAAGGCAAAAUGAAUAAAAGUAAUAAAUAUCUGUUGGUCUUCAUCAAAAAGACUCAAAAACUGAAUCUACAUCUAUAUUUUGACUAAUGGUUGGGGAUAGAGAAAGACCGAGCAAUUGUUUGGUCAACUUAUCAGGCUGAUUAUUUGCAUUUUUAAAUAUCUGUCAUCACACUGGUGGCAGGGAUUACAGCCCGACAUCUUUUUAAAAAAAAUCUUUACGCUCUUUAAUUUCUGACUUUUUCUGUUUGUUCGUUUUUUCUCCUCAGCACCUCCACAAGCAGCACCAUAAUUUCAAGAUCCCUACGCCAUUUGCCAGCCAUGCCUUCCACCCCCUGGACGGCUUUCUGCAGAGCUUACCCUAUCACGUCUACCCUUUCAUCUUCCCCCUCCACAAGGUGCUGGUCUUACCAUUUACCAAACAUUUGACAUGACUUCUCAGGCUCCACCUGCUUUUCGAUCAUGUUGCUGUUGUUAGAUUGCCUCUAGAAAUGUCCCUUUGAGCAGACUUUAAUCCUAUUUGUUUGAAAGGCGAUAAAAUGCAUAUAUCACGAUACAUUGUUAAGUCUGUCACACCAACCAUGUUUAAUGUUUCCUCUGCAGGUUGUCUACCUCUUGCUCUUUGUCUUUGUCAACGUUUGGACCAUUUCCAUACAUGAUGGAGACUACCGCAUCCCUGGCCCACUGAUAUGUCUGAUCAACGGUGCUGCUCACCACGUCGACCAUCACCUCUACUUCAACUACAACUACGGUCAAUACUUCACACUCUGGGAUCGAUUGGGGGGGUCCUACCGGCAUCCAUCAGCACUGCUGGGGAAGGGGCCACAUGACCAUGUUCGUAAGCUCUUGGCAGACGCUGCACAAGCACAUUGA
This is a messenger RNA of Xyrichtys novacula (pearly razorfish), 1739 nucleotides long. The record is from the annotation of a GenBank genome assembly. Lineage: Eukaryota; Metazoa; Chordata; Actinopteri; Labriformes; Labridae.